Hydra vulgaris (swiftwater hydra) is the source of this 959-nucleotide messenger RNA. RefSeq lists its product as uncharacterized. Lineage: Eukaryota; Metazoa; Cnidaria; Hydrozoa; Anthoathecata; Hydridae. Gene Ontology annotation, biological process: positive regulation of DNA-templated transcription. The record is from RefSeq and is a predicted model, not a curated record. Gene Ontology annotation, cellular component: nuclear body.
AAAAACUUAAUCUUAAAAUAUAACAUUACAAAGACAGUAUUAUUCUUAUUAAGAUCAGUUUUAAUUUGAAUUAACAAGAAGUAUAAUUCAAGUAGGUAUAACUUUAAUUUUACACAAUGUCUCAGCAUUCAGAAAAAGAGUGUAUUGACGCUAGCACAACAAAUAUUGGUCUUUGCACAUCUCCUUUAAAUAAAUUUGUAUGGAAUAUGGCUAACACAAGAGUAUUAUUAGAUUUAUGGAAAGAUAAUUACAAUGCAUUAACAUCUGCAAGAAGAAACACAAAUAUUUACAAACAAAUGGCAGCUGAAUUUUCAAACACAUUUAAUAUCGUACCUCCGUUAACUGGAUAUCAAAUUCAAUCUAAAAUUAGUAAUUUGAGGAAACAAUUUAGACGAGAAAAACUUCAAGUUGGUUCAUCGGGAGGAGCUCCUAGUAAAUGGUGGCCUUACGAUAUUGUUGCCAAAAUAAUAGGUGGUGAAGCUUCCCUUGACAAUGACCUUUUAUCUCAAAGUCAAAACUUUUCUACUCAAGAUUUUCAAGAUGGUCAGAUUGCCACAAUGGAAGAUGGCAAGAAGACUGUCAGUAUUUUAAAUACUGAAGCUUUGGACGAUACAAGCGAUGUGCAAUCAAUUGUCACUAUUCCUGAUGAGGAACCAACUCAAUCUACAUCCGGCUGCAAUAAACGGAGGAGCUCUGAUGAUGAAAAAACUUUGAAUAAAAUAGCAAAAACUGAACCGGUGAGAAAAAAUAAAAAAACAAAUUUUUUUUCUGAGUAUUUAAAAUUAGCAAAUAAAAAUCUAGAUGUUCAAAUCCGUUCACAAGAGCUACGAAUCAGAGAGGUUGUUGCUUUAAAGCGUAUUUGCGAUGCAAUUGAAAAUGCACCUAAAGCCCAAGUAGAUGUGUCUAAAGCCCAAGUAGAAUAUUAUAAAUUUUUAAUAAAAAAAUAAGGUGUUCUAUUA